ACAUUGAGAAUAUCGUAAUACUUCGCCUGCGCAGAUGUUUGGGGAGCACCUGCUGCGAAAGUUGAGCUGUCUAACUAUGAAGAGAUGCAGCAGCAUCAACCAUGGACGUUUGUUUCAUGUGGCACAGAUGGUUUUUAUCGUUUCGUUGGGGAAGCGAAACUGGCACCCUAAGCGCGGCUGUUUCGAGUGUGCAUCUCGAGUAGAAGGCUGUCCUGAAUGUGUCAUCGGAGGCGUCAUCAGCCGUUUUCGAUGCCACCAGAGGCGUCGCCAGAUGCUUUCGGUGUCGCCGAAGGUGUCGUCGGAUGCCUCCGGUGUCGCCAGAGGAGUCGCGGGAGCCAAAGGAGUCAUAGGCAUUGGAGGCAUCAUGAUGUGACACUUCUGGUGGAGCCGUAGCGUAGCAAGAUGUUUUCGGCGCUGUUGAAAGCGUUGUUAGGGGCUUUCGGUGCCGCUAGAGG
Zingiber officinale is the source of this 455-nucleotide messenger RNA. RefSeq lists its product as uncharacterized. The coding region runs from base 35 to 373 and encodes 112 amino acids. Lineage: Eukaryota; Viridiplantae; Streptophyta; Magnoliopsida; Zingiberales; Zingiberaceae. The record is from RefSeq and is a predicted model, not a curated record. The transcript has 2 exons.